Molecule: messenger RNA, 702 nt
Organism: Harpegnathos saltator (Jerdon's jumping ant)
Lineage: Eukaryota; Metazoa; Arthropoda; Insecta; Hymenoptera; Formicidae
Product: oligosaccharyltransferase complex subunit OSTC
Exons: 4
Coding region: 140-589 (149 amino acids)
Cellular component (GO): oligosaccharyltransferase complex
Source: RefSeq, a predicted model, not a curated record
GUAUGUACAGUCUGAUAUAAAAUGUCAGUCGGUGCACGUGUGUGACCAGUUGGCAGAAUACGUCAACGAUACCGGUGAAUGUGUGUUUUCGGAGAAAAGUCUUUAUUUUUCCAUCGAGUAGUUUAGAUUUACCGUGUCAAUGGAGUAUAUUUACCGAUUACCGUUCUUAGUCCUGGAAGUGCCUAAUUUAAAAUUAAAGAGACCGUCCUGGAUGGGGAAACCUAGUGCUAUGGUAGUCUUCUCCUUCAUUCUACUCUCGUACUUUUUGGUGACAGGAGGAAUCAUAUACGAUGUGAUAGUUGAGCCACCCAGUGUAGGAUCCACGACAGACGAACAUGGUCAUACAAGACCCGUAGCAUUUAUGCCAUAUCGCGUAAAUGGGCAAUACAUAAUGGAAGGUUUGGCGUCUAGUUUUCUCUUUACAAUGGGAGGUUUAGGCUUUAUUAUAUUAGACCAAACACAUGGUCCCUCAACACCAAAACUUAACAGAGUUCUUCUGAUAUGUGUUGGAUUUAUCAGUAUAAUCGUGUCGUUUAUCGCAUGCUGGAUAUUCAUGAAAAUGAAACUUCCGGGGUAUCUGCAAUCCUAGAUAUAAGCUAUUACAAACUCUACGGAUAUAAUAAACAUCAUUUUUAUAUCAUUCAGGAUAUUGUAACAGUAAGUUGCUGAUUUUUGUAAUAAAGUGCAACAAAUCAAAUGACA